Molecule: messenger RNA, 909 nt
Organism: Guyanagaster necrorhizus
Lineage: Eukaryota; Fungi; Basidiomycota; Agaricomycetes; Agaricales; Physalacriaceae
Exons: 4
Coding region: 180-599 (139 amino acids)
Source: RefSeq, a predicted model, not a curated record
GGAGGCGCUGCAAUAUCGCGACAAUCGCUCAUCAUCACCGGAGCAGGUGCCCACCACUCCUCCCAACAACGGCAGCCUCACCUCUAAUGACAACGGUGUGCUUCCUGUAGCUGGAUCCUCACAGCAGCGGAAGGCAAAGGCGAGGCCCAGACCCCAACCACAGAAUACACCGUACGGCCAUGGAACGGCCAGCCACUCAGAGAGGACCUUCGCCAUCACAUCUUUAUCGAAUUCGAGACCUUGUCAAAAUUCUACAUCUUCCUGACGACUGGCGUGUCUCUUUCAAGUCCGACGUCGAUGCUGUCCAGAAUGACCAGAAUUUCAAAGACUUACUUCGGUAUUACCUAGAUCUAUGUAAUGAGGUCGGAACGAGUUAUGACAAGGAGAGGCACCUGUAUUGUCCUCACACAGACGUAUGCAAUCGUGUCAUUGACGUGGCUCAGAUGCAACCCGGCACUAAGGUUUCGGAUGACGAUAUCAUAGAGUUUUUCCGUAUGGACCCUUAUCUAUAUUUAGGCUCGAGAUCGUAUCAAAAAGUUUGGCCAAGACAAAGGAAGGUGUUUGCAGCAGUAUGUUCCUGGGUGGCCUCAUGUCAUUGAGGUGAAAGAGAUGAAAGCCACGGAUGAUACGAUCGACGAGGGUGCUGGUGAGAUCAGACUAUUGACCAAAGGUAAUAGAAGCCUCCCCUUCUUGUGUAGAGGAUGUACCAGAAGAUGCAACAGGUUUCGGUUCGUCCCUUUUAUCCUUGCGUUUUUUUUUUGUCGUCAUAGGAUCCUUGCCAUUUGUCGGCACCGACGAAAAAGGAAACCUUGAAUUUGGCCAAGUCUUCCCAAGAGACCCAUCAGUAUGGCCAAUAUCAUGUAUCGAAGAGAUAGCAAAGGGAAUAUCUGCGGAGUCCUCAAUGACUUU